ACAGAGCUGGGCUUGGUCACAGAUGGUUCCUGUUGGGGGAAGAACAAGGGUACAGCUGCCCAGGCCUCCUCCCCUGCUGCAUUAUCACCAGCAGGCAGCUGUCUGCCUUCCCCUCUCGCCAUGGGACACAACUCCCCCUCCACAUCAACCCUGGCGGUCACAUGAGCACCCAGCACCCCUUGCAAGGCACACUCCAGAGCAGGCUGGACAGCAGUAAGUCAGAGACACUCAGGGCAGGGUGGCCCAGGGACAGAACCAGCAGCCGCUCGCCUGCAUUGUCUGUUAUGCAAUCAGCGGGAGAGGCUGGAGCUCUCCUCCUGUGUGGAUUUAGAACGGCUCCUCUCCCCUGCAAAGUGGCUGAGAGCAUGUGAGAGACUCACCCGCCAUAGCCCUGCACGGCCUCUCGACGCAGCUAGCCUCCAGCCGAGAGCUCAGGUGGAGCUGGGGAAGGAUCCUCUCCAGCAGUGCUGGCAGCAGAGGGCCUGGCACUGCAUUUCUGGAGCCCACCACCACGCAGUUCAGCUGGCACUGCAAGCAACCGGCUGGCUUUAAUGGCUGGAGGCUCUUCCGAGCUGGAAAACCGAGCUUCCGCCUCCGCUUGCCAUGGCGCCUGGGGAAGGGGCUCCAGGGGAACCAGCCAAGGUAGUGCAGAGAAGAAGAAGGCAGCCACCAUGCCUGACUCGCCGGCCGACGUGAAGACUCAGUCCAGAUCGACACCCCCCAACAUGCCUCCUCCGCCACCAGCCGUCACGCAGGGAGCCACGCGGCACCCCUCCUUCACGCCAAACACCAAUCAAGAAGCUGGGCCUCCGACGUUUCUGCCUCGCGGCCGUUUUCAUGGUUGCUUGAAAUGGUCGAUGGUCUGUCUUUUAAUGAAUGGAAGCAGCCACUCCCCCACCGCUAUCAAUGGAGCUCCCUCCACCCCCAACGGGUUCAGCAACGGCCCUGCCACCUCCUCCACUGCCUCCCUGUCCACCCAUCAGCUCCCUCCCGCCUGUGGCGCCCGGCAGCUCAGCAAACUCAAGCGCUUCCUGACCACCCUGCAGCAGUUUGGGAACGACAUCUCCCCGGAGAUCGGGGAGCGGGUGCGCACGCUGGUGCUGGGGCUUGUGAACUCCACGCUGACCAUCGAAGAGUUCCACGCCAAGCUCCAGGAGGCAACUAACUUCCCACUGCGCCCCUUCGUCAUCCCCUUCUUGAAGGCCAACCUGCCCUUGCUGCAGCGCGAGCUGCUCCACUGCGCCCGCAUGGCCAAGCAGACCCCAGCCCAGUACCUGGCCCAGCACGAACAGCUGCUGCUCGAUGCCAACGCCUCGUCCCCCAUCGACUCCUCUGAGCUGCUCCUGGAGGUCACCGAGACCGGCAAGAGGAGGACACCAGACAGGACCAAAGAGAACGGCUUGGACCGAGACCCUCUGCACCCCGAACACCUCAGCAAACGGCCGUGCACCAUGAGCCCCGCUCAGCGGUACAGCCCCAGCAACGGGCUGAGCCACCAGCCCAACGGGCUGCCCCACCCCACCCCGCCACCGCCACCGCCACCGCACUACCGCCUGGAGGACAUGGCCAUGGCACACCACUACCGGGACAGCUACCGGCACCCCGACCCCAGGGAGCUCCGGGAGCGCCACCGGCAAGCGGCCGUGCACGGCUCCCGCCAGGAGGAAGUGAUCGACCACAGACUAACAGACAGGGAGUGGGCUGAGGAGUGGAAACACCUCAACAACCUGCUGAACUGCAUCAUGGACAUGGUGGAGAAGACGCGGCGCUCCCUCACCGUGCUGCGCCGCUGCCAGGAGGCCGACCGCGAGGAGCUCAACCACUGGAUCCGCCGCUACAGCGAUGCUGAAGACAUGAAGAAAGGCACCAACCCCCCACCCCGCCCCCACAACAGCUCCUCCAACUCCGAGGCCCCCCCAUUAGACGCUCACCGGGAGUUUGUGCCCAGGCCCCUCUCUGGUUACAUGCCCGAGGAAAUCUGGAGGAAAGCUGAAGAAGCUGUGAACGAGGUGAAGCGCCAGGCCAUGUCCGAGCUCCAGAAGGCGGUGUCGGACGCGGAGCGCAAAGCCCAUGAGCUGAUCACUACCGAGCGAGCCAAGAUGGAGAGGGCCCUGGCGGAGGCCAAGCGCCAGGCUUCCGAGGACGCGCUGACGGUGAUCAAUCAGCAGGAGGACUCGAGUGAGAGCUGCUGGAACUGCGGGCGCAAGGCCAGCGAGACCUGCAGCGGAUGCAACACGGCCCGCUACUGCGGCUCCUUCUGCCAGCACAAGGAUUGGGAGAAGCACCACCAUGUCUGUGGGCAGACUCUGCAGGGCCUCCAGGCCUCCGCCGGCGCAGCCCCUUCCUCCGGGGUGGGCUUAGGGGUGGGCUCAGCUCAACCGGAUGUGGUGGCUGUCGGCGCCUCCAUCACCAGCGUGGCCACCAUGGCCGCCAGCCCCAGCGAAACCAGCUCAGCUGCUGCGUCGCGCUCCGGCACGCCAGCCACCCCAGCUCCUCUGGAAACGGCGUCACGCUAACCGACCGACCGACCGGCCAGCCAACAGAGGGGAAAGAAACAGAGAAACCUACAGAACGUCACUGCUGCUACUGCUUCUCUCCAAAAGAAAAACUAACUGCAUUCAAUGCAACUUCCUCAGCUACCUGACUCUUCUGUGACCUCCAAAUGACCUCUCGAUCUCGCAUAUGUAAUCCUCACGGAUCCUCAAACUGGGCUUUAAGUGGAGUUAAGGCAAAUACCAAUCUUCUCUGUUCUCACUUCGGUUUUCUAUGAUUUGGGGAGUUAUCGUCGUCGUCGGUUUGUUUGUUUUCUUCUUUUCGGACAAGGAAUUUGUCCGCAAACUCUACGCACCUUGACUCGGGGAAAAGAAACCCACCAGUCUGUGUCCCACUGGAGAUGUGCGUGUGUGUGUGAAAUCUCCAUUCCGGUGCGGCCGGGGGAUGGCAUGAUGAAGGAUUUCGAUUUUAGAAGGCAAGAAACUUCUUCUCUUUUUCUUUUCUUUUUUUUUUUGUAAAAAAAAAUAAAAUAAAAUAAAAAAUAAAAACGUCAAACUCUUUGGCUUUAAGUAAAAAAAAAAAUCCAAAAAACAAACAAAAGAAAGUAAAACCAAGUAAAGGAAGCUUACCUGUAAACUACCUUGCUAGCUAGCCAAGAACAUACCAGACUCACCUCUGCUCCAAAGGAAAUCCAAAAACAAACAAACAAAAAAAUCCAAACUUUUUUUCCACUGCCAAAGUUUUUUUGGUUCUCUUGUUGGUUAUUUUUACUUUUUCGGUUGAUGGUUUUGGUUUGUUUUUUGUGAAACAAGGAGCAGCACUUAUCCCUUUCAACCAAACCACGACGACUGGCCAAAGGCAAGCCGGCGCUCUUGGACUCCUUGCAUUCUUUGGUGGGGUGGGGUGGGUUCUUGCGCUGGACUCUCAGCAUCCACACGUACCUUGAAGGAGGAAGGACGCGCAUCUGUGGAUUUAAAGAAUUUUAUUAAAAUAAAGCAAAAACAAACAAAAAAAGAUACACAACUUUUGUGCGUGCGUGUGUGUGUGUGUGUGUGUG
Mauremys mutica (yellowpond turtle) is the source of this 3550-nucleotide messenger RNA. RefSeq names its product CBFA2/RUNX1 partner transcriptional co-repressor 3 (gene CBFA2T3). Gene Ontology annotation, molecular function: transcription corepressor activity. Lineage: Eukaryota; Metazoa; Chordata; Testudines; Geoemydidae. The transcript has 12 exons. Gene Ontology annotation, cellular component: nucleus. Bases 552 to 2516 code for a protein of 654 amino acids. Gene Ontology annotation, biological process: DNA-templated transcription; negative regulation of DNA-templated transcription. The record is from RefSeq and is a predicted model, not a curated record.